Molecule: messenger RNA, 5015 nt
Organism: Calidris pugnax (ruff)
Lineage: Eukaryota; Metazoa; Chordata; Aves; Charadriiformes; Scolopacidae
Gene: MAPKAPK5
Product: mitogen-activated protein kinase-activated protein kinase 5
Exons: 14
Coding region: 178-1599 (473 amino acids)
Biological process (GO): negative regulation of TOR signaling; protein autophosphorylation; Ras protein signal transduction
Cellular component (GO): nucleus; cytoplasm
Molecular function (GO): ATP binding; calmodulin binding; calcium-dependent protein serine/threonine kinase activity
Source: RefSeq, a predicted model, not a curated record
GGCUCCUCCGGGGUUGCCCGUCGCCUAGCGCGGCCCAGCGCCCCCGGGCCGGCCCCGCCGCCGCCCCCGGCGCCUCCCUCCCUUCUGCCUCGCUGGCCCUCGGUCCCCGCUGCCCCUCGCUGGGGACGGGCCAGCGGCUCCUGCUCCCCCCUCAGCCGCCCGUAGCCCCGCGGGAGGAUGUCGGAGGAUCCCGAGACGGACAAGAUGAUCAAGGAAACCUCCAUUUUAGAGGAGUACAACAUUAACUGGACUCAGAAGCUGGGAGCUGGGAUCAGUGGUCCUGUUAGAGUCUGCGUGAAAAAAUCCUCUCAAGAACGCUUUGCACUGAAAAUUCUUCUUGAUCGUCCAAAAGCUAGAAAUGAGGUACGUCUGCACAUGAUGUGUGCAACACAUCCAAAUAUUGUUCAAAUUAUUGAAGUUUAUGCUAACAGUGUGCAGUUCCCACAUGAAUCCAGCCCAAGGGCUCGGCUCCUAAUUGUAAUGGAGAUGAUGGAAGGGGGAGAGCUAUUUCACAGAAUCAGCCAGCACCGGCACUUUACUGAGAAGCAAGCAAGCCAAGUAACAAAGCAGAUAGCUUUGGCUUUGCAGCAUUGCCACUCACUAAACAUUGCACAUAGAGACCUCAAGCCUGAGAACCUCCUCUUCAAGGAUAACUCUCUGGAUGCGCCUGUUAAGUUGUGUGACUUUGGAUUUGCCAAAGUAGACCAAGGUGACUUGAUGACACCACAGUUCACUCCCUAUUACGUAGCACCUCAGGUAUUGGAGGCACAAAGACGACAUCAGAAAGAAAAAUCUGGUAUUAUCCCCACCUCUCCAACACCUUACACUUAUAACAAGAGCUGUGACUUGUGGUCCCUGGGUGUCAUUAUUUACGUGAUGCUGUGUGGAUACCCUCCGUUUUACUCCAAACACCAUAGUCGGACAAUUCCAAAGGACAUGCGGAAAAAGAUCAUGACAGGAAGCUUUGAAUUUCCAGAGGAAGAGUGGAGCCAGAUCUCAGAAAUGGCGAAAGACAUUGUGCGAAAGCUACUGAAGGUCAAACCUGAGGAACGGCUGACCAUUGAAGGUGUGCUGGACCAUCCCUGGCUCAACUCCACCGAGGCACUUGAUAACAUCCUACCCUCUGCCCAGCUGAUGAUGGACAAGGCAAUGGUUGCAGGGAUACAACAGGCUCAUGCAGAACAGCUUGCGAACAUGAGAAUCCAGGACCUCAAAGUCAGUCUCAAACCCCUUCACUCCGUCAACAACCCAAUCCUGCGCAAAAGGAAAUUACUGGGCACUAAGCCGAAGGAUGGUGUUUAUAUCCAUGACCCCGAGAACGGAAGUAACGAUUCCAACGUGGCUCUGGAAAAGCUCAGAGAUGUGAUUGCUCAGUGCAUUCUACCACAGGCUGGUAAAGGAGAGAAUGAAGAUGAGAAGUUGAAUGAAGUGAUGCAGGAGGCGUGGAAGUAUAACAGAGAGUGUAAGUUGCUGCGAGACACUCUUCAGAGCUUCAGCUGGAAUGGCAGAGGAUUCACAGAUAAAGUGGAUCGACUAAAACUGGCAGAAAUAGUAAAACAAGUUAUUGAAGAGCAGACAAACUCCCAUGACUCUCAAUAGCUGGAGCUUCUUAAUCUUAUUUUUUUUACCAUUUAAGAUUUAUUCUUUAACUGUAAAAAGUAUUUUUAUGUAAAUUAAUAAAUCAUAAUUAUUUCAUUAAAUUUCCAUACUGCUUGAAAAUGCUGUAUAGUUGUAGAUAAAAAAAAAAAAAAAAUCAUUGGUACUGUAAUAUUUUUUUAAAACUCAGUUCCUUGAGGUAUAUAUGAUCACUUAUGUACUGUUAAUCAUGAGUCCCCCAGAUGGGGCAAAUUAUAUUGUUAAAGACCAUUCUUUUUCUUAAUAACCAGUUGCAGAAGCUGCCUUCCAUCUGCUAUACAUACAGCCAGCUGCAAUGACUAUGUAUGCGAACAAGACAGCCACAGUUCCCCCAACACCCUGCUCAGUAAGUACUUGAAGCAAGUGCUGUGAAACACACACUUCAUAGCUACCCUUUGCGCCUAAAUUCCCAAUCUUUAUGUAGAGGCAACUCAAUAGCCUUCAGUUUCACUAGAUGACCCGAGAGCCACGCUUGGCCUUGCCAAGGGCACCCGAGUCCAUGUGCUUGCUGUAUUUUUCAGUUCAAAUCAGUAGCCCUCUGUUUUUAUUUCUUCUCCAUCUUCCUCAGAUCUUCAUUAAGACUGAGCCUUCUUUCUUCUUCCCCAUCUUCCUCAGACCUUUUUUAAGGCUGAAUUGGCCAUUCAGCAUUACGACUCUUCUUUUUAUCAUAUUGUUCAACAGCAGAAUAGAAGAAUGUUCUAGUUACUUAUGUACAAGUUAUUUUUAUUUUCAUGGUGGGAUCUUCUACGGACUCCACAAAAUAGGUGUGGGGUCUGAUUGCUUUGACCUCAGAUCAGCAGUUGUGUGUGUUCCCCCCAUGUACUCCCUUCUUUCCUUUCUAGAAGAUCCAACAUUUGGUUUCAAACUUGUCCUCUUGUUUGAAAGAGAUCAUCCUGGCAAGGGUCAUAGUGCUGCUGUGUGAAUCCACUGGUGAUCCUUCUCUUGUGUCACCCUCUGGAGUCCAAGCUCCCCAUCUCUUCGAUGCCUUCGAGCUCCUCCUUGGGGAGCAACAGACGCAGGGCUGCUCCUUGACACAUGUCCUUAUGCUGCCUGGACCAUCAGGCUGCCCAGGGCAGAUUCUUACACUAGUCUGGAACAUUGGCUCCAAAAGCUGCUUUUUUUUUAAUUUUAAGUAAACAAACAAAUGAAAAGAAUCUGUACAUAUUUCUAGUUUUCUACCUUCUGACGCUUUUCUUUCUUUUGAGACUGGUUGAAGGCUUUUUAUAGAGAUAUUUUGGUACUAAACCUGUGCAGACGUUGAAUGAGUUUGGUCUGCAGACUGAAGUGCCAAUUCAGGGCUAUUAGUAAUGACUCUUGAUCAUUAUUGUUAUAUUUCAUAGCUCAUUAAUUUUGGGUUUACAUUUACAAACCUGAGCCAUGAAUCUCCAAAUUCACUCUUUUGGCAGUCCAGCCUUGUUCUUUUUUUGUCUUUUUUUCUAUACCAGACUUCCUUGCAACCUUUAGCUUGGAUGAUGGCAAACCAGUGUCUGACUCUUUCUAUAAAAUUUUGUAAGCAGUGACUUAGUUUUUCUACAUGAAGGAGAUACUUCAUUUCCCAUUCUUCAUCAGCACCGUGUCAGCUUGCUUUUAAUCCUGUUGACAGUUUUCCAAUGCCUGAUUUAUAGCAGAGUAAGAACCACAGUCCCUCCUUAUCCAUCGCUUCCUCUGAUGGGAACAGGGAGGUUUUUGUGCAAGCUGGAGUUGUACCUCUGACACUACAUGGAAUAUUUGUGCACUGACAUGUAUCGAUGACAACUGUGGAGAUUUAGCAAGAGACAGGAGUAUUUAUAAUUUCUUGGUCGUAUCAGCAAGUUUGCAGGGCUUAUUAUAUGCAUUUCUGUCCUUGCUCAAAAUUCUAGGUCAUGUCAACAUCCACACAGUCUUUAAGUGUGAUAGAUAAUUCCCUUUUUAACUUGAAAUCCAAGGGUUUUUCUUCUGGGAAAUCUCAUUGUUUUGGAACCUUUAAGGGUGGCAAAUAGAGAAAUAAACAAGGAAAUCACCUUUGUUUGAAUGGGAGUGCAAAAAAAAUCCCCCCACAAAAGCAUUUUGCCACUCUGCCCUCCAAGGAGGAAGAUACUGGGGCAGUUUCUUGGGAGCCAGAACUUCUUAGUAGAAAACUGGAUCAGAUGGUAGCUACUCUCAUGGGGGAAGGGAUGACUGCCACGCCAUGGCCUGAUACCAUCCAGGAACCUUGUGAGCAACCACGGGGUGGUUGCUCUAGUGUUAAGGAUGAGAGUAGUGAGGUUUGUCUGCUGCUGUGUAACUCUCUCUAGGAAUGGCUUCAGCUUGUUUCCACAGUUCCCAGUGUGUGUUUGGUUCAUUUGGGAGCCCCUUGGGGUGCAAGAGCAACUGCUGCUCGCUGACAUCCAGGGCCACUCAGAAAUAAGCAGAGAAAAUGGGAUCUGACUUCAUUAGAGGGACCCUCCUCUCUUCAUCCUCCUUUAACUUACACGAUGGAAUAAUUCCAAGCUGUUACUGAGAGUGAGGUGGGUCUAUCAGCGACUGACUGCGAAGUAUCUGGAGGGAAGUCAAAUUUCUAAAGGCUUUUGUGAGUAAGGAACUAGCUUUUUAUGGAUUUACUAUAGAUUUUAUUGUCUGUGAUGAGUGAGAAUGGCCUGAUCCAAAACGGAGGUAGGGAGGGACAGAUUAAGAAAACACAAUUUGAAGAUUCAAGGUCAAAUGGUUUUAUUUCUAGGAGAAAGUUGAUUAUUUUACUCUUUAAAAAGUUAAGUUAUGUUUUAGAUUUCAAAAUUAAAUACACUUUAAUGGGUUUAUUUACAUAUUUUAAAGUAGUAUUUUACUUUCUCCUUCCUGUGUUUUUUAUUUUUCACUUGACAUAAAUGCGAGAGACCUUGUAUUGAUUAUAUAAGGUUUUACUCGGUAUUAAAUCUACUGAUCCUUUAUAGCAGACUGUGAAUAUUGUAAAUACCUGGAGAUGGAAGGGUUGUGUGGGAUCAAAGAAGACAUUCUUUGUACAAACACUAAAAGGAUAUGAGAAAGCUCUGUAGGGUUUUGGGUUGUUUUGGGUUUUUUUUAGGAAUUUUAUCUGAAAUCAUUUGACCUUUUCAAAAUUUUAUGUAUAUCUGAAUUCUCCUGUGACUUGAUUAUUUUAAGCUAUAUAUAUAUAUAAAACUUAGAAGAACUUGACUAGGUGGUGAAAGUUUUCGAUUGGAAAUAGCAACAUGUCAAAGUUUUGCUGUCAUUACUUCAGGUUUUUCUUUUGGAAAUCUGAGUCUGUCCUCAUAUGCCAUGUUUAACUUGUGUAUUAAAAUGUUUUCAUUUCUCCUUUUCAGUGUUAUCUGUAAUACGUUAGUUUAUUUUGGAUCAGUAUUAUAUUGUAAAUAUUACGCAUCGGUGUAUAUAAAUGAUUUUACUAAACU